UCUGUAGCUAUGCCUGAGCCAAAAGCAGCGCCUGCUCCCAAGAAGGGCUCGAAGAAAGCCGUUUCUAAGAGCCAGGCAAAGGGUGGAAAGAAACGCAGAAAGACUAGGAAGGAAAGCUAUUCCAUCUACGUGUACAAGGUGCUGAAACAAGUUCACCCCGAUACUGGCAUUUCUUCGAAGGCAAUGGGAAUCAUGAACUCGUUUGUGAAUGACAUUUUUGAGCGCAUCGCUGGUGAGGCUUCUCGUCUUGCGCACUACAACAAGCGAUCAACCAUUUCUUCCCGGGAAAUUCAGACUGCCGUGAGGCUCCUUUUACCGGGAGAGCUGGCUAAGCACGCCGUGUCCGAGGGCACCAAGGCAGUUACCAAGUACACCAGUUCUAAGUAAACAAAACGCCUGCUAGUAUCCAACGGCUCUUUUCAGAGCCAC
Molecule: messenger RNA, 429 nt
Organism: Erpetoichthys calabaricus (reedfish)
Lineage: Eukaryota; Metazoa; Chordata; Cladistia; Polypteriformes; Polypteridae
Product: histone H2B 8-like
Exons: 1
Coding region: 10-387 (125 amino acids)
Cellular component (GO): nucleosome
Molecular function (GO): structural constituent of chromatin; protein heterodimerization activity; DNA binding
Source: RefSeq, a predicted model, not a curated record